This is a messenger RNA of Rhea pennata, 2253 nucleotides long. It is a transcript of the gene TRABD, whose product is annotated as TraB domain containing. NCBI's taxonomy places the organism in Eukaryota, Metazoa, Chordata, Aves, Rheiformes, Rheidae. The record is from RefSeq and is a predicted model, not a curated record. Bases 69 to 1193 code for a protein of 374 amino acids. The transcript has 10 exons.
GCCGCCGAGGCGCCGCCCAGCAACGGCAAUUCUUCUAUCAUUGGUGAAAAUAAGCCUGCAUUCCAGGGAUGCAAGAGGAGCAACAGCCUGAGGCUGCUGCAGACCCAAUGUCCUCCUCAGAAGCACCAGAAGAUGGCCCAAAGGAAGCAUCAAGUGUAUCACAGAAUAUCUCUGAUGCAGAUGCAUUUAAAAUUCUUCUGGAGAUGAAGAUGAAGAAGAGGCAGAAAAUACCCACUUUACCAAGCACUGUGACUGAGCUUGACACAGAGGAUGGUUCUAAAGUGUAUGUGGUUGGAACAGCCCACUUCAGUGACAGCAGCAAAAAGGAUGUAGUGAAGACAAUACAAGAAGUACAGCCUGAUGUAGUUGUGGUGGAGCUAUGCCAAUACAGAGUUUCUAUGUUAAAGAUGGAUGAAAAGACAUUACUAAAAGAAGCCAAAGAAAUAAAUCUGGAAAAACUUCAACAAGCUAUAAAGCAGAAUGGAGUCAUGUCUGGAUUGAUGCAAAUGCUUCUCCUGAAAGUGUCUGCUCACAUCACAGAACAGCUGGGAAUGGCCCCAGGCGGAGAAUUCAGAGAGGCUUUCAAAGAGGCUAGUAAAGUACCGUUCUGUAAGUUCCAUCUUGGAGACAGACCCAUCCCUGUUACUUUUAAGAGAGCAAUUGCUGCGCUUUCUUUCUGGCAAAAAGUCAAGCUUGCUUGGGGACUUUGCUUCUUAUCUGAUCCAAUCAGUAAGGAUGAUGUGGAGAAAUGCAAACAAAAGGAUUUACUGGAGCAAAUGAUGGCGGAAAUGAUUGGAGAAUUUCCUGAUCUUCAUCGAACAAUUGUCUCAGAACGAGAUAUUUACUUGACCUACAUGUUGAAGCAAGCAGCAAAGCAAAUAGAACUACCUCGAGCUUCAGAAACUGAACCCACACAAUACAUCCCAUCUGUUGUCGUUGGUGUUGUUGGGAUGGGUCACGUACCUGGAAUUGAAAAGAACUGGAACUCCGACUUAAAUAUCCAGGAAAUAAUGAGUGUGCCUCCUCCAUCAGCUUCAAGUAAGAUUUUCAGAUUUGUCAUAAAAGCAACAGUUUUUGGACUGAUGGGAUAUGGCUGCUACAGAAUAGGUCAAAGGACAGUUCAGUUUAUUCUCUCAAUGCCAGCAGCACAGAGCUAUCUUCAGAAGCUGACAGAAAUAAGAUCUCAGCAUUGAACAUGAAGUAGAGGCAUUAUAUGAAGAAGGUGGCUGAAGAGGGUGUUAGAGGCAACAAAUAUAAAGUGGACUGAAAGAGGAGGGAAAUAAAGAUGCUAGUCAGAGAUGGUUGAUGCUGAACAAAGCUGAAUUGCUGUGUAAUAAAAGUAUUGAUACUAAAAGCUACACCAGCGAUGAUAUAAUGAGUAAGUUUGAUCCUUGGUAAGUGUGUUGCAUGGAAGCACAUGAUUCUGGAUUGAGGUAAAUUUAAUAUAUACACAAAUAUGUAUUAUGUAUACAAAUAUAUGCUGUAUAUAUAAUAUAUAAAUGAUGGUGUAGUGCAGACAGCUUAAAGAGUGUGUACUCAUGACUUUUUCUUUUCAGAGGAACAGAAAAACACAGAGUAGCUUAAUUGGGUGCAUUUGCUCAGAAGUUCAAGGACACCUGUCUGAGUGAUUUUUAGUUUUUUUUUCUUAGGUAUAGUAAUACCUAGUGGUCAUUUCUGGUGCCAGGCACUUUUACACAUUAUUUAGAAGGACAUCUUCUCUGUAAGUAUUUUAUACUUAAAACAUUUAAGCUUUUUUAAAAACCUAAGAGCUUUCCAAAAACUUCAGAAUUGUGCAAGCUGUCAUACAUACACCGCUCAAAUUUUUUUACAAGCCUUACUGGAAAAAGUGUUGCCUUUAGAUUGCAUCCCUUGUUGCAGCCACUGGUUGAGUUUUCUUUCUCCUGCAUAGAGAAGGUAUAGCCACAGCAUCAGAAUUCAGUGUGGUUAGUGUCAGAUGUUUACAGGACACACUGUUCCUUUAGAUUAGGUUAUUUAAUCUGUAUUAGUUAGCCAAAUCCUGCUGGAAUCAGUAUUGUAAAUUUAAGAGACUAGAACUACUGUAAAAUUUACUUCUAUUUCUCAGACCUUUCAUUAUUGGGACAAGAAGUCUGGAACUGAUAGUACCUGCCCCUCAUUUUUGAUACGUAAAAAUAUUUUAUUUAUCAAUAUAAUUUCUCAGUGGAUAAAUAUUUUAAUCUAUUUAAUAGAAAAUCAAAGCUCAAUUUAGUUUUUCAAACUAGCUGUGGUGUUUUA